AUGGCAUGGUGUUUGCAAGAAUCUAUUUCAACUUCUUCUGGUGCACCUUCUCUUGUUUAUGUGAAAGCUGUUAAUGCAGUGUACAUUUCAUCUGUCUUUUUAAAGUACUUCAUUGAAAAUGAAAAGGGAGACAAGAUUGAAGACUUGUAUUUGUCCCUAGAUGAAAGUGAGCCAAUCCCAACAGAUAUUACAAAAGAUCUAAACGUUGAGGAUUUUGUUAUGCGUAGUGUGCUUAGCUUUAUUGGGUCAAUAGAUGUAAGUCCUGAUACAUACCUCCUUCAUUUGGAGCUGCUUAACUUCAUGCUGAUUGCAAUGUCAACUCAGCUGCUUUCUGGGCCAUCUCCAGGACCAGAAGAUGUGAACCCAUUCAUCGAUGCAGCAAUGUCUCAGGAAAGUUCUUUGGUUAUCUUGGUUGUGCGUAAACUGCUACUCAGUUACAUUACGGGACCUUCAAUAUCCUUGAAUAGUGCAUCUUAUUCUAUAUAUUCUGAAGGAAGUCAGCCUGGUGUUUUACAAAGAGUUAGUUCCGCAGCUGCAAAUCUCAUGUUAUUGCCAUUCAACUUUCUGGCCAGUUCAAGUAGUGAAGGCUCAAGAAAUAUAAGUAAUGACACCACCGCUUCAGAAUCCUUUUUAAAAGGGAGUACGCAUUUUUCUGAUAACCCUUACUGCAAGGCCUUAGAACAUGCAACGGAUGUUGAAUUUGAUCGUGUAGAUACUGAGGGUAAUGCACAUGCUGGUCCAGUUUUGAGGAUACCUUUUGCUUCUCUGUUUGAUGCCCUUGGAAUGUACUUGGCUGAUGAGGCUGCUGCUCUUUUGCUUUACUCUUUGUUGCAAGGGAAUGCUGACUUUCUGGAGUAUGUCUUGGUGCGAACUGAUUUGGAUACAUUGUUGAUGCCUAUUCUGGAAGCAUUAUACAAUGCUCCAAAGAGGUCCUCUAAUCAAAUCUACAUGUUGCUGAUUAUUCUCCUCAUACUUAGUCAGGAUUCUUCUUUUAAUGCCAGCAUUCACAAAUUGAUAGUUCCUAGUGUUCCCUGGUAUAAAGAACGUCUCCUCCAUCAGACAUCUCUUGGUUCCUUAAUGGUCAUUACUCUGAUAAGGACAGUGCAGUAUAACCUAUCUAAGUUGCGGGAUGUUUAUCUCCAUACAACUUGUCUAGCAACUUUGGCGAACAUGGCACCUCAUGUCCACCGUUUGAGUGCAUAUGCAUCCCAGAGAUUGGUCAGCCUUUUCGAUAUGCUCUCUCGAAAGUAUAACAAACUAGCAGAGAUGCGAGAUAAUCAGAUGCGAUUAGUCAAAGGCAACUCAAUAGAAGGAAAUGGUCUUGCAGAUGAUACAUCAACAGAGAUGCAUAUAUAUACUGACUUCUUGAGACUUGUCCUUGAAAUAUUAAAUGCAAUUUUGACUUAUGCCCUGCCACGGAAUCCUGAGGUUAUAUAUGCAAUAAUGCACCGGCAGGAGGUCUUUCAGCCUUUCAGGAAUCAUCCACGCUUCAAUGAGUUGCUUGAAAACAUUUAUACUGUAUUAGAUUUUUUCAAUAGUCGCAUGGAUGCCCACAAUGUGGAUGGUGAAUGGUCGGUAGAGAAAGUACUUCAAGUCAUAAUCAUUAAUUGCAGAUCAUGGCGGGGUGAAGGGAUGAAGAUGUUCACACAGUUGCGGUUCACAUAUGAACAAGAGAGUCAUCCAGAGGAGUUCUUUAUUCCAUACCUUUGGCAGCUAGUUCUAUCCCGCUGUGGACUCGGUUUCAAUCCUGACGCCAUAAAUUUGUUUCCAGUUGAUCCUCCUUCCGAAAAACAGAGUGAUUAUGAAGUAUCGUCCAACGGUCAUGUAAACGGAGAGUCGACCAAGCAUGCAGUGUUUGUUGAGCCAUAG
Molecule: messenger RNA, 1869 nt
Organism: Prunus armeniaca (apricot)
Lineage: Eukaryota; Viridiplantae; Streptophyta; Magnoliopsida; Rosales; Rosaceae
Source: the annotation of a GenBank genome assembly